AGAAAAAGGUUCCGCAUAGCCACUUUUUGGGACUACAAAUUGAUUAGCAUCCUCCCUCACUUCUUCCCAUGCCAAUGCUCAUCACUUACAUUUUCUCCUCUUCUCUUCUCCCUCACACUCACUUCCUUCCAAUAUAAAACCUCACACUACAACACUUAUACUUCUUUUCUCACCCCUCACACCACUACAAAACAGAGGCCUCUGUUCCCCUCUUAAUCCACUUUUUCCUUUUCUAACCCUUCAAAAAUCUCCGCAACCCAUCGCCGCCACAUGGCUGCAAUUGUGUGCCACGGAUUGCAGUCACACCUCGACUCCCAACUCGCUGAGUCAAUAUCACUCAAACUCAGACUCCCUUCCUCAAAACCACCUCCUCCUCAAUUCUUCAAAUCCUCUUUAUGGGAUUCAAAUUCAAACUCAAACUCAAACUCAAACUCAAACUCAAACUCAACCUUCAAACCCCACACCCAAGAAAACAACAACUCCACCACACCUUCUAACUCCACCUCUUGGACCUUCCUCGAAGCACUCUCCAACGUCUCAAAACACCCAUCGCAGGACCAAACCACCUACGUCCACCCUCAGCAGAAACGCUCCUCGCUCAGCCUCAGCCCACGGAGUCUCCAGCUCUGCACUGAAAACCUCGGAAACGAAAGCGGCAGUGACAGCGAUGAGAGCAGCAUUGACAUGCUCUCUGCGGUGAACACUUAUUCGGGGACAAGGGAACAAACCCAAGAGGGGCAAACUCGUCAACUUUCGACAGCGAGGAAAGCGAAAGCGCAGAAUUUUCCGCCCCCUUUGACGACGAUAAGAGGAUCGGAGCCUCUUCGCGUGAGACCCCACCGUGAAAACGGCAGGCUGGUGAUUGAGGUCACCAAGGUCCCACCUAGUCCCUUGUGCUUUCGAGCUGAAAGAAGCCAUGGCCGACUUCGCCUCUGCUUUUUGACAAACCACACUCCAAGUUUUGACCCGGAAGAAGAAGAUGACGCAGAAGAAAACGAAGAGUUAACCAAUGAAAAAGAAUUGGAAAACGAAAUCGUUGGACAAGUAAAAGAUACCCAAGAAGAUGACGAGGAAACAGAGGAAGAAAAAACCGGGGACGAAAAAGAAGAAGUGGACGAGGAGGACUUGGAAGAGGAAUGUGCUGCAUGUGGGUGUGUGGAGAGUGAUGUUAUUGUAGAAAAGUACGAGAGGCUGAGAAGGUGCAGAGUAGGUGGUGACCACGAGAACAAUGAAUUGUUAAAUUGGAGUGACUCACUUUGUGUGGUUACUUCCUAAAGCUAGUUAGCUACCUGCUGCUGCCACUCCAACCUUGAGAUUUUUGUGUCUCUAAUUAAUAAAAACUUUACAUUUGUCCUUUUCCUAA
This is a messenger RNA of Vigna umbellata (rice bean), 1363 nucleotides long. RefSeq names its product FANTASTIC four-like protein (DUF3049) (gene FAF3). Lineage: Eukaryota; Viridiplantae; Streptophyta; Magnoliopsida; Fabales; Fabaceae. The record is from RefSeq and is a predicted model, not a curated record.